Molecule: messenger RNA, 1827 nt
Organism: Scedosporium apiospermum
Lineage: Eukaryota; Fungi; Ascomycota; Sordariomycetes; Microascales; Microascaceae
Exons: 11
Coding region: 1-1827 (608 amino acids)
Biological process (GO): carbohydrate metabolic process
Molecular function (GO): hydrolase activity, hydrolyzing O-glycosyl compounds
Source: RefSeq, a predicted model, not a curated record
AUGAAAGCCCUGCCAAAGUUCCUGGCUGGUCUCGUGGUCUUUGGGCUCACCAUCACGGGUGCCUUCGCCCAAGAGGAUGACGAAACCGCAGAAGAGGGAGGUGAAGCCGUUGGCCAGGCGAACUCGACGUAUUAUAAUCCAAUUUUCCCUGGCUUCCACCCUGAUCCUAGCUGCAUAUUUGUGCCAGAAUGGGACGACACGUUCUUCUGCGCUGCGUCGAGCUUCAAUGCGUUUCCUGGGAUUCCGAUCCACGCGAGCAAGGAUUUGAAGAAUUGGAGGCUGAUUGCUCACGUUCUUAAUCGCCCCGAGCAGCUUCCCAGGUUGGCGGAGACGAACCGUUCGACUAGCGGAAUAUGGGCACCUACCCUCCGAUACCAUGACGAUGCCUUUUGGCUUUUCACUACGCUCGUAGACGACGAUAGACCUCAGGAGGACGCUUCGAGAUGGGACAACAUCUUCUUCAAGGCGGAGGAUCCGUUCGAUCCUCUCUCGUGGUCCGAGGCUAUCCAUUUCGAAUUCGAGGGAUACGAUCCGUCCCCGUUUUGGGACGAGGAUGGAAAGGUUUACGUCACGGCAGCGCAUGCUUGGAGAGUCAGCCCUGGAAUUCACCAGGCUGAAAUCGAUCUCGAGACGGGCGACGUUGGCGAGUGGACAGUGACUUGGGAGGGAACGGGUGGACUUGCUCCCGAGGGCCCGCAUAUCUACUUCAAGGACGGAUAUUACUAUCUCCUCGCAGCCGAAGGCGGUACGGGAAACGAGCACAUGGUGACUGUUUCUCGAUCUGAAAGCAUCAGCGGGCCGUUCGAGUCGAAUCCUGCGAACCCCAUUCUCUCCAACGCGAAUACGACGAGCCUCUUCCAAGCAGUUGGCCAUGCCGACCUUUUCCAGGAUGGAUCCGGAAAUUGGUGGUGUGUGGCACUUUCAGUCAGGGGCGGUGCUGAGUACCUGCACUUCCCAAUGGGUCGGGAGACCGUGUUGGCGCCCGCUCGUUGGGAAGAGGGCGAAUUCCCCGUAGUUGACCAAAUUAAGGGAACUAUGGAGGGAUGGCCCAUGCCAGAGGAGAAUACAAGCCUUGAAGGUAUUGGCCGCUGGGUCUCGGAUCGAGAAGAUGACAUCGACUUCGCCCCGGGCUCGCCAAUCCCUCCCCAUUUCCAAUAUUGGCGCUAUCCGAAUGAAGAUUAUUUCGAGGUCUCUCCCGACGAGCACCCGAAUAGCCUGCGAAUCAACCCCUCCAAGAUUAAUCUCACCGCCCUAAAUGGGAACUACGCAGGGCCAGGUGGCCAGGCUUUCGUUGGGAGGAAGCAGCAGGAUACUCUUUUCACCUACAGUGUCAACCUCGACUUUGAUCCUUCACAGGGAGAGGAGGAAGCCGGCAUUACCGCUUUCCUCACUCAAAACCACCACCUCGAUCUCGGCGUCGUGCUUUUACCAGCAGGCUCAAAGACGGCUGAUUUCCCCGGUAGACCCCGCGCUGGCAACGAGAGUACAGCGGAAGAGGGGGAGCUUGUUCCUCACUUCCGAUUUAGGGCUGAAUCAUACGUACCUGUUCCCGAUACUUUGGUGGUGCCCGUCCCCGAGGCCUGGAUUGGAGAGACGCUGCGGCUUGAGAUUAGCGCGAAGAAUAACACGCACUAUUCGUUCUCUGCAGGACCGGCGAGGGCGAGGUCAGAGAUACAGACUAUUAUUGACGUGUCGAAUGAGCCUUUGAGCUGGGGAUUUACUGGCGUCAUCCUAGGCAUCUAUGCCACGAGCAAUGGUGGGAAUGGGUCGACGCCUGCAUACUUCUCGGAGUGGAAGUAUGUUCCUCAGGAACAGUUCCGGGACUAA